AGUUGUCGACCGUCGUGCAACGUAGCCGGCGAGACUUCGGCUUGCAUCUGAACCGGUAACACGACUCAAGCGAAAUUUAAAUUAAAAAAUCAAAAUUCCAAAGCAUACUCGGAUAAUUGUGGACACGUGAAGUUUGAGGUUAUAUGAGUGAUAUUCGUGUAGUAAUUCGGUGAAUAAUAAUAAGCCGUUACAUAGCAAAUUUAAAUUUCUCAGUUACAAAUUCGAUUUACCCAGAAGAGCCAUGGAAGAGGGGGUGAAAGAAAUCAAUUUAGAUUCCAUAUUGGACAGUCUUGGGCCUUAUGGAAGAUACAAUUUGUUGAAUUUCGUGCUUCUAUUAUACCCGGUCCUUCUGAGCAGCUUCUUUGAGUGCGGCUUUAUAUUUGAAGCCCAGGAGCAGUAUUAUAGAUGCGAAGUCAAGGGCUGUGAGGAGCGAUUCAACGACACCUCCUGGUUCAACUACACGAUCCCAAUUCACCCAGAGACCUUGAAGCCGGAGAAGUGUCUCAGAUACCAACCACUAUCCAACGACACUGAUCUCCAGUGUCUCAAGGAAGAGUUCACCAACAACACCGUGCCGUGCGAGAGCUUCGUCUACGAAGAUGGACACUCGUUUGUUAAAGAGUUUAAUUUAGGAUGUCAAGAGUGGAAGCGUGCACUGGUCGGAACCAUCCAUAACUCAGGCAUGUUCAUGUCAAUGCUGUUUACUGGCGCUAUUUCGGACAGAUUUGGAAGACGAGUGGCUGUUGGCUUUGCCUCCCUAGGAAGCCUGAUCUUUGGUCUGUCCAGAGCCUUCACGCCGAGCUAUAUCAUGUUCGUGAUCAUGCAUUUCUUGGAAGCCAGCACGGGAGGCGGAUUGUAUGCCUCAGCUUAUGUUUUCAUAAUUGAAUUGGUUGGAAAGAAACAACGUGUCAUAGUUUCCGCUAUGUGCAACAUGGUCUUCGUCAUAGGAGUGGUCCUUAUUGCCCUCCUCGCAUGGGUCGUCGACGACUGGAGGACCUACGUCAUCAUCCUUUACAGCCCGGCCAUUCCCGUCAUCAUCUACAUGUGGUUCACCAACGAGAGUGCCAGAUGGCUUCUCAGCAAAGGCAAAAGAGACGAAGCUAUCAAAGUUUUGAAACGAGCGGCCAAAAUUAACCGAUUAGAUCCUAGAAAAUUAGAAUUAGACAGUCUAGCAAAUCCUCUGCUGCAACCACAGAAUCAGACUGAUGACAAAAAGUCACAAAUGUAUAAAGCAAUAAGAUCGGCGAUUAUAUGGAAGAGGCUACUAAUUUGUUCGUUCAUGUGGCUGACUUGUUCUUUAGUGUAUUACGGAUUAUCAAUAAACUCAGUGUCGUUGAGUAGUAAUAGGUAUUUGAGCUUUAUGCUAGUGGUGUUGGUAGAAAUACCAGCUUAUGUGGUUGUGGUGAUCGUGCUGGACAAGUACGGGAGGAAAAAGACAUUAAUUACUACAUUUAUCAUAUGCUCUGUGACCAGUUUCCUGUUCGCGUUCUUGCCGAGAUCGGAUCUCUGGUCGCUGCCUCUGUACCUCAUCGGCAAGUGGAGCGUGACCCUGGCCUACAGCUCCGUCUACAUCUACGUAUCUGAGGUCUUCCCGACUAACAUGAGGCAGACCCUCAUCAGCGUCUGUUCUACUGCUGGAAGGAUUGGAUCGCUACUUGCGCCUGUGACGCCAUUGUUGUCCCAGUACCACAGAUCCAUGCCAACGGUGAUUUUCAGCGUGAUGGCCGCAUUGUCCUGCAUCCUGGUGUUCUUCCUCCCUGAGACCAGGAACAUGAGACUUCCAGACACCAUCGAGGAAGCAGAGCAGUUGUGCGGGAAAAGCAAAGUGAAACGAACAGAGGACGUGUCGUGAUUUAUAUUUGCCGAUGUUUUGCCAUGCGCCUUUUCUUUGCAUAUUUCGUAGUAACUAAGGGGAAUUAGAUCCGAGUUUACGCCCUGUAUUUUCUCAUAUUUUUUUCCAAUUAUUAGUGUGGAAUAAACUGAAUAAAUACUGGAUGUAAAACAUCUAUGAUUCUGAAGUAAUAUUUUUCUGGACAUACUUUAUAACUUACACUAAAAAUAUCGCACCAUUUUUUGUUUUUUUUUUUUAAAGGUGGUUCGUAAUCACUGACUAUUUUAUGUCAAACAAAAAAUCGAAUAAACAAUUUGACCAUCAACUUCAACGCAUUAUUAGUUGCAUGUCAAUCAAAAAUAUUUGUAUAUAUAAUACUUGAUGAACCAUUUGGAUCUGAUAUUCAAUUAAUACCUAUAUUUAUAGAACUAUUCCAAAAGACAUCUUAGACUUAACUUUUAUACACGUUACAUAUUUAUAAGCUUUUUUUCAAAAUAAAUAAAUUAUUAUUAUUCUUAGUGCACUAACGUUUUGAAUGGAUUCUUGCUUAUGGGGAUUUUUUUACCUAUAAAGUGCUGCGAAUUAUUUAGGUCUGAUAAAUUUACAAUAUUAUACAAAAUGUCCAUUAGGAGCGCUGUGCGCAACCUAAAAUUAAUUGUAAUUCUAAGAAAAUGAAUAUGUUAAUUAAGUAGAACAGUAUUGUUUCUCAACAUAAUAUAUUUAUUAGAUGUCAAUUUACAUUAUUUUCAAGUUUUUUAUAUGACACUUAACCCGUUAGGUACUUAUAUACUUAAGUAUAUUACAAUUUUUACAACUUUUUAUUUAAUAAUAUUAUUUUCCUUCUUACAUUUUUUAUAUAAGCAAAUUAUAUAAUUGACUACAUACCUAUAAUAGGUAUCAUUAUAUAAGCAGUAUUUUAUAUUAAAGUGAUAAUGUUUAUCUAUUGUGCUUAACGCCAAAAUGGGACCAAUAAAAUUUUGAAAGUGUGAACCAAAAUGCUAUGUACUUAGGUAUUUAAAUUGAUAACUAAUGAUGAAUAAAAUAAAAAAUUGCGUUUAAGAUAAUCUGAUUUGAAAAUACUUUUUGUAAUUUAACAAAAAAAAUAUCUGCAAUCAUUUUGUUUUGAUUUUAGGAUUAAAAUACAAUUGUUUUUCUGUACGACCACAUAAUGAUAUCAAUACAAUAUUAAUCCGACUUAUAUAUCUACGGCGGUGUUGUAAAGAUAAAAAUAUGUUUUCUGUGUGUGCAAAAAAUUGCAUUUAUAGUGUGCAUUUUUUUUUCUGAAGGUCUGAGCAAGAAUAUAGCCAAUUGACACUAGCAAUUUCAUGGUUAAUUUGCGGCUGACUGUACGUACAUACACACAAACAAAUUCGAACUUCGUUCCGCCGGAGGUUUUAUAAAUUAUUUAGAUAUAUCAUCACAUUUCUAUCUUUUACGGGGCAGACAGAACAAAGUGUCGUGAAACUAGAAGAGAAAAAAAACAGGAAAAAAUUGCAUUUCUUUUUCAAUAUUUGAAUCGUAUUAUUUAAGAAAAAGAAAGAGAAUGCUCUUUAAAAAGAAAAAUAACUUUUCUAAAACAAUCUCAAACAAAAGAGCGUAUUUACUUGAACCUUUUGAAGGAAAUAUGGAAACAUUUUAAAAAGCAUUUUUACGAAUGACUAUCGAAACGUUCAAUUUUGUUAUUUAAAAUUCCGAAUUUAAGGUUAGCCCUUACGACACUCGUUUAUACCUAAUGUCAUAAAGAUUUUUACAUGCAUUUUAUGUUAUCUAUUAUAACAUUUGUUUUAGUACAAACACUUGAAUACGUUAUUUGGAAAUAAAGUAUUAUUAAAAU
This is a messenger RNA of Plodia interpunctella (Indianmeal moth), 3665 nucleotides long. RefSeq names its product organic cation transporter protein-like. Gene Ontology annotation, cellular component: membrane. The transcript has 7 exons. The record is from RefSeq and is a predicted model, not a curated record. NCBI's taxonomy places the organism in Eukaryota, Metazoa, Arthropoda, Insecta, Lepidoptera, Pyralidae. Gene Ontology annotation, biological process: transmembrane transport. The coding region runs from base 242 to 1852 and encodes 536 amino acids. Gene Ontology annotation, molecular function: transmembrane transporter activity.